Molecule: messenger RNA, 8784 nt
Organism: Haemorhous mexicanus (house finch)
Lineage: Eukaryota; Metazoa; Chordata; Aves; Passeriformes; Fringillidae
Product: neurotrypsin-like
Exons: 16
Coding region: 1252-3720 (822 amino acids)
Biological process (GO): proteolysis
Cellular component (GO): membrane
Molecular function (GO): serine-type endopeptidase activity
Source: RefSeq, a predicted model, not a curated record
UACUGCUUCACAGUGAGCUUCACAAAUUAAUUUUUUGGGGGUUUUGUCUAACCUUUUAUAUGUCUACUAUUACUAUGCUAAGGUUUUCCAAUCCUUUUAUUUAUUGAGAGGAAGGAAGCAAUGCUUCUCAGGUGCAUCCAGGUUUUACAGUGCUUCCUUUUAAAGUACUUGAGCAAUUCUUUUGCUUCUUUUGUUGUAACCAAAAACCCUCCAGUUACUGAUUGUCCUUGGCAAUUUCAGCUGCUGGCCAUUUUCCUAUGUCUCACCAUUAAGAUUAUAUUAGGUAUUUAAAUGCAUUCUGUGACAUGCUCGUAUUGAGGAUUGCUGCAUUAGUAGUUCAUGUGUGUACCCACAGGGAACAGUACUGUUCUUUCAGAGUUGGGUUUGUACCACCCCAUGAUGUUCUUGCUGGGGGGUAAGGAAAACUCUGUUCUGGUGUGGAGCAGCACACUGGUUAAGAACAUUGCUGCAGAGACCUGUAUGUGAUUGCGUGGUGAGGAAAGAAUUAAACAAAAGCUGACUAGCUGUUCUAGCCUCCUAAGUCGGAUUUACAGGAUUUAAGCAGAUCUGCUGGAAUUCCUUGGUCUUAUUCCUGUACCUUAUAGCUUGACUAUUAUACCAGUUCUGGGUAUAAUUGCUGUUAACUACUCCUUUUAGGCUUUCACUGUGGACGUAGCAUUAAUAUUUCAGCUGGUCCUGAUGAACAGUUGUCUUGCUAGCUCAGGAGAAAUAGGUUGAAUUCCAGAGAGCCAGGGACAUUUUAGAGAUGGCAUUUCUUGUUCAGAAGGGUCAAUACAGGAAAAUCUGGCGAAAUCAAGACAGACUCUGUAGGGAAUCGUAGACUUCCUGUAAUAGAACUAUGCAUAUAUCAUGGUGAGAAGGUGACUACUGUUAAAUAGCAGAUUUAGAUAUUUACAACUACUUCAAAUUUGCCCAUACAGGAAAGUUCAGGAUGUUUUGCCUUACCUGUAGAUACAUUACUGAUCUAAACUGCUGUUGUUAUAUUGGUAUAAUUCCCUUUUAGGUCUUCCUCUCCACCAUGGAGAGUAGUCAUGAGAAGCUUUUGAGAAUCCAAGAUCCACCUCUUGCAAGGAAUGUCAUUACGCGUGUGAGAAAAACAAGGGGAGUCUUGAAAUGGAAAAGGAACCCCGCUCCCUCCGGUGCGGAGCGGCUAGCGUGGGAAAGCAGACCCUGGCAGCUGAACGAGAAUGUGAUGCUUGAAGAACCUUCUGCUCACUUUGUACACGAGGGAUGGCAUUCUCCAAAAUACUCGGGCUCCUGGUAGAGCUUUCAAGUCUGCUAUCCUGUCUCAGAUGUGUGGAGGCUUUGCUGGGAUCCAAGCCCAACCAAAACCAUUUGCAGAGUGCAGCGCCCAGCGUGUGUGCUGUGGGGCCUCUCGGCUACUACAACGGCUCACUGGCGGUCACCGAGGUCGGGGCAGAGUGUCUCAACUGGGCAGAGUUCCCUGAUUAUGUCCAGCAGUACCCAGACCGUGGCCUGGGGGACCACAACUUCUGCAGGAACCCAGACGGGGGAACGACACCCUGGUGCUUCUACAGGCUUGUGUCAGGGGCCAUCGGCUGGGCCAACUGUGACUGUAACCAAGGUGCUGUGCGGUUGGCUGAAGACAGUACUGUGGAGCUGUACUUCAAUGGACGCUGGGGUACCAUCUGUGCUGACCACUGGACUGACUGGGAUGCCAGUGUUGUCUGCAGGCAGCUAGGUCUCAGUGAGAUCGGCACAGCUGGGAAGAAGAGUCGUUCUGGACCAUGGCCUGUUCCCCUGCACCUGCAGUCAGCAAACUGCCAUGGAGAUGAGGAAGCCCUGCUGCAGUGUGGCUAUCAGGAGGAUCUGUCAGGAGCUUGUAACCAGGGGAGUGCUGUGGUAACUUGUGUUCCUCCAGAAGGUGUAGGUGCCCCACUUCGUAUAGUUGGUGGUAAGGAGAGCUUUGAAGGGCGAGUGGAGGUUUACCAUGAUGGCAAGUGGGGAACCAUCUGUGAUGAUCAGUGGGACGACCGGGAUGCUGAAGUAGUCUGUAGGCAGCUGGGACUCAGUGGGACCCCAAAAGCCUUGUCAUGGGCUCACUACGGGCAGGGAUCUGGCCCAAUCCUGCUGGAUGAAGUGCAGUGCUCAGGGAAUGAACUCUCCCUUGAUCAGUGCAAGAAGAGUGACUGGGGACAGCAAAACUGUGACCACAUUGAAGACGCUGGGGUCUCCUGUGACCCUUUCACAGAGGGCACGGUCCGGCUGGCAGGCGGCCACAGCCCCAGCGAAGGCAGGGUGGAAGUGUACUACAAUGGAGACUGGGGCACAGUGUGCGAUGAUGGCUGGACAGACGUCGCUGCCCAAGUGGUCUGCAGGCAGCUGGGCUUCAGUGGUCCUGCUGCCCUGGCUUCUGAAGGAGACUAUGCUGCUGGCCAAGGCUUCAUCUUACUGGAUGAUGUGGCAUGUGUGGGGACAGAGCUGACUCUCCUGGACUGUCCCCACAGCAAGUGGGGGCAGCAUGACUGCUCUCAUGCUGAGGAUGUGGGAGUCCGCUGUUCCCCAGAAAGCAACACAGUCAUGGAUGGCAGCCUGGGGCCUCCUGUGCGGCUGGUGGAUGGAGAAAGCACCAAGGAGGGCCGGGUUGAGGUAUUGCUGAAUGGGCAGUGGGGCACUGUCUGUGAUGAUGACUGGACAGACAGAGAUGCUGCAGUGGUUUGCAGGCAACUGGGAUUCAGUGGUACAGCAAAAGCCAGGGCAAUGGCUUAUUUUGGUGAAGGUCAUGGGCCCAUCCAUCUGGACAAUGUAGAAUGCAGUGGCAUGGAGGACACCCUGGGGCAAUGUGCCAUGCCUGACACCAGGAUUCACAGCUGCUGGCACAGUGAGGAUGCUGGGGUGAUCUGUGACUAUGUGGAAGAAAAGGUCCAAGAUUUCAGGAGAACAGGUCCAGAGUCUGGUGUGUGUGGGAUGCGCCUGCUUCAUCGUCGCAAGAAAAGGAUCAUAGGUGGAAACAAGUCUCUGAGAGGCAGUUGGCCAUGGCAGGCCUCACUGCGGCUGAAGGGUUUUCGUCGAGAUACUCGUCUGCUGUGCGGAGCAACACUGAUCAGCAGCUGCUGGGUGGUGACUGCAGCCCACUGCUUCAAAAGGUUUGGUGUUGAUGUGCGGCGCUACCUCCUGCGCGUGGGCGAUUACCACACAGGUGUGAAGGAUGAGUUUGAGAGGGAGCUGCCCGUGGAGCGGAUUGUCCUGCACAGGAACUACUGGGCUGGCAGCAAUGAUAAUGACAUAGCCCUGGUCCGGAUGCGGGGCAGAGAAGGGCACUGUCUCUCCUUCAAUCACCAUGUUCUACCCAUCUGCCUGCCUGACAGGAGGGAGAGGUCUGACAUCAACAGGCAAGCCUGCAUCAUCUCUGGCUGGGGAGACACAGGGAAGUCCUAUUCCAGAACCCUGCUGCAGGGGGUGGUGCCCCUUCUCCCACGGGAAGACUGUGAGGCCCGCUAUGGGCGGAAGUUCACCAACCGCAUGAUUUGUGCUGGAAACCUCUCUGAAGAUAAACGGGUGGACAGCUGUCAGGGUGACAGUGGAGGGCCACUCAUGUGUCAGAGAUCAAGUGGACGCUGGAUCAUUUUGGGCAUCACUUCCUGGGGGUAUGGCUGUGGUCGGAAGGAUUCACCUGGUGUGUACACAAAGGUCAGCAAAUUUGUACCCUGGAUCAAGAAAGUGACCAAGCUAAAAUGAAAAUGACUGAGCUCUUGGAAUUUCAGCACAUCGUCCUUUUGCUCUGCAGCAGCAGAAAGCUGUGGCUUCUGGUCGAUGACUGAUGAAGAUUUAUUUUGACAUUGGACACUGGCAAAAGAUUUUAAUGUAGAACUGGAAAGAAAACAGUUAUGACUGAUUCUUUAAAGUCUUUCGUUUCACUUCAAUCUGAAUCUGUAAGCAGAGAAAGCAGGUGCACAGUGGUAACAAUGAUCAGUAUACAUUGCUCUAAAUAUCUGAAUCCUUUAAUGCAAUCACACAUUCUUUUGCCCUGGCACACAGAAAUGGUAGAAGUAGAGAGAUACCUAUUGCUGCAAAUCUAUUCAUGGUUGUAUGUUUGGACAGUUGAAACAUGCUGCAAGGAGAGGUAAGAUGCUUGGAAGAUGCCACCAUGGGCUGGCAUAGUGGAAAUCUUCAAAUUCUUUUUUUCAUAACAGCUCUCUUCAGUUCCAGGAAUCAGAAGAUGUGACCUGAGUUGAGGAACAGGCCAACAGUUGGGUUUUUUAGCUUCCCUGAUAUGUCUCUAGGGGGAACCUUUUCUCUUCUGAAUAGUAGGUCUGCUCCCACAGGAUCCCUUUCAAGUGAAUGCCUAGGCUAAGAGAUGCUUGUCCCUCCUGCUGUAAUCUUUUGUCACACAUUUCCAACUGCUAGAUGCUGUGGUUUUAUUGCUGCUUUUUGCUAUAGUAGUUUGUGUGUGUGAUUGGGCUUUUUUUUGUUUCCCCUAAGUAGCAUCUUCUAGAAUCAGUUGUUGGUGUGAGAGGCAGUAGCUUUCUUGCCCUCAUGAUUACUAUGAAGAACUUAAAAGACUGACCUCAGGUGGGUGAACAGACAUGUCAUUUUUUUCUUAAAUCCAAAUGUAACAUUAAUCUCAAACAUUCAGGCAUUGAAUCAUGAUUUAACAGCACUGUGGGGACUUCCUGCUGGUCUCUUAUUCAUCAUAGUUAUUAGUUGCCCUUUGUUUGUGCUGCUAGUCUUUAGUAUUUUUGUGUUCACAGUUUUCCAUGAAACAUGGAAUUACUUCUGGGGUAUAGAUACACCUCAAGCAAAUUACUCACUCCUUGUGAAAAAGAGUAAGUGUGCUGCAAAGCAGCUUCCCACUUUGGUGAAGUGUGUCCUAUUCUUGAAACCUCUGGGCCAUGCUUCCUUUUUUCUCUUCUUUGCACUCUUUCUCUUUUCAUUCCUCUCAGUGGGAGUAAACUGGAUUAACUUGAGGGUAUGCAAGCACUGUCAUCAAGCUGUAGUUCUCAGCCUGAGCAGAUACAAUGCUGAGAGAAAGCAGGGGUUAUUGAAUAUUACAAUUUCUUCCUUCUGUCUCAUCCAAACAAAUUAACAGAGUUCCCUCUUAUGCCUUAAGCACUUUUUAAAGUUAAUAUAUUAUUCUUGAGUCAUAAAAAAAAUAAGUAGACAGAAGGGCUAAGUGCCUUAAUAGCUGUGCAGUGCAGCAUCUUCUCACUGUGUUCAGAUAAGGCAGAGAGGAGACAGGUCUGUACAGGAGGAGGAGCAAAAAGCUUUGAUGUAUUACCAAGGGCUCGAAUGUGGAGGAUUAAUACAGGAUGUGGCAUGUGGAACUUGUGCCAGAUGUGCAUGUUUUGGGUAGGCAGUAACUGGGUCAGGCACUGACCUUCUGUCAGGUUUGCACUCAUGGCAUUGAGGUGUUCAGUACCUGGGUAUUACCAAUGCAAGAACAGAAGGCAGAGCACAGUCUGUGGGUUAGCAAUGUCAUAUUACAGGGCAUGUGGUGACAGAACUUAGAAAUUGCCUUGGCUUCAAGAAGUACUGAUUGCAUAAAGCUUUAAUUUGUCUUCUAUAAAUUAGCUUAAUGUAGAGGUGCUGACCUGACUAGGUGGCUGAUUUUUGUGUGUGAAGGCUAAACUAAACAGUUUCAUUUACCUUUUCCAGGUAUUAUAGGAUACUUGGACUAUCAGUGUUACAAUGGACUGUUCUAAAAUCCUGCUUGCAAACUUUAUUUUAAUGGAGAAUUGGCAGAAUCUUUAAAACAUGCAAUGUCAGGACCCCUGCAAACUGGCCUUUGAGACAAACCUGAUCUGUUUGUGCCUCUUCUUGAGGUCCUGGAUGUCUUCAGCACAGCUUUGUGCUGAUAACCCUGUUUAAAAUGCCAGACUUGAUUCCUUGGCAGCACUGUGCUUGGCUCCACGUGGGCAGUGUUGUCCUAUGGCUCUUGGCAGAGUCUCUAAAAAGCAAGCUGCAGACUGCUCCUUAUCUCCCAGGCAUUAAAAUGCCAAGAGGACUGAGAGCAAUUAUUCUCAUGUUGUGGGGAAUGAAAUGCCAAGUUCUAUACUGGCAGGAGAAGUACCUGUCUGGGAAACAUGGAGGGAUUUGACUUUUACCUUCAGCUUCCCCUGAGCCAGCGUGAUACAGCAGCUCAAAUGGAGUUUCUGUGCCUUGGGUGCUGUCACAUCUCUAGUUUAACCUGGUUUGAUCUUUCAGUUUAUACCCAUAACCCCAACAGGCAUAGAAACACCCAAAGGAUGACACUGGGAGGUUAUUUCCCUAAGCUUACUUAGCAAGUGCCCAUUCAGAAGUUAGCAUAAAUUUUUUUUUCAUGUAACACAAGUGAGAUGUGGGCCUGGCAUUGUCUUCCGAAAUUCCCAUGUUCUAGUUAAAAAUAUUUCUUUCUCCUAGAUCUUGUCACUAUGAAAGCUGUGAGAAUCCUUGUAAUUAACACCCUUUGAGUCCUGCAUGAGCCACGAGGAGGGAAGGAAGUAUCCAAUCUCCUUUGCCUGCUUUUAUACCUUACUGGUGCUGUAGGCAAGCCUGUCAGUACUCUCCUAGGUUGACCUGGCCUGUCUCAGGAUACAGGUGUUGCUCUUCACUGUUUAACCUGGGACUGUGGCCCAAACCAAGCUCAUGUGCUUUGCCACUGAGGCUUACUGGAACUGCCUGGUUGGAUGAACAGCACUCAGUCACCCUAAGAUUGUAUUUUGUAAUGUCGGACAGCAGCAGAUGUUUCAAAGGAUAGUAUGUGUGACUUGUGCUGAACAAGUUUUAACAACCUUUCCUUCUGGGGAAAUUUGUUCUUGACCCAUUUAAAUUAAUUACUUGCAUUACUAUUAUCAUCAUUAAAAAUGGAAGUACAAAUACUUGAUCCUCUAGGUGCUGUACAAACACUGUGCACUAUUCUUUUGUUAUUUUUUUUUCCUAAAGUGUAAGAGUUUAUAUCCCUAACUUUUAAAAACUGUUUAAUGUAAUCAGCCUUCAUCUUCCAUAUAAAUGUUUAAAUUUUUUUGUUUUAAUCUAACUAAGCUCUCAAUCCCAGUAUUCUCUGGCAAUGAAAAGCAUUAUAAUUUUAUUCUCCUUAGCACAUAAUUUCUUUUUAUGGUUCCUGAAUUAAUUGCCUUUUGUUUUCAUUAAGUACCAUCUGUCCUUGUGUUUUCAGCCACAAGAGGAAAUUAGGGGCCUGGCUUUAUAUUCUCUGUUAUGCAUUAUUGUAGCAAUAGUUCCUUUUCUAAGACUGUGGCUUCCCUGUCUCUCUUCUCUGUCUCUCUAUCAGAGACUGUCUAGGUCUCUGAUAACAUGCUGACUGUCUCUCUGUGUCUUCUCUUUCUGUUGGAUCUUUAAACUUUGGUAAACAACUGAAUGCAGUUUGCCAGGGGAGGCUGUAUCCCCUGCUGAUUAUUUGAGUACAGUUUUCUAUAGCAGGCAAUUCUGUAAGUGAUUUCAGUGCUGUGUCUGUAUGCUGGAGCUAGUUUAAACUUGCUAGUGUGGUCUUGGUGGCAGCCUUGCUUCAAGGGGAUGAAAACCCACUGAGGUUAGCUCCCCAUGUGUCUCAGGUAGGUGCAGCAGUCCCACUGAGCUCACAGACAUUGCUGUAGGUCUGUCUUGGGAGCUCUGGGCAGGGAGCACCUGGAGAGCUGUGUAGACCUUUCCCUGUGCUGACAUACAUGGAGGGCUGAGACAGUCCACCUUCACAGCAUUAGUCCAUUCCAUAAGGCUAAUGCAUGUGCACUGGUUCCAGAGAGCUCAGUCAGUGUUGCUGGGAGCUGCACUGUACCACAUGGAUGCUCUGAGAGAACUUUCCAUAGCAGAAUGGCACAUUGUGGUUGUGUGAGAAAGGGAACAACACUGUGAUUGGCUAGGAGCAUUGGCAGGAGUAGAAACAUGGCUAUUGUAAGGAUCUAAGGAGCAGCUCUUAGUGCUGCUCCUAUCCUUCUUUGAGAGAAUGCUGCAGUCCUCCAAAGGCUGCCCCAGUGCUCCAAAGGCUGCCUCAGUACUGGGGUCUUCCUAACCUGCAGUACCUGCAGUGGUACUGUCUCAAACCUGUUCACACUUUGACUACCUGAAGCUGGAUUAAAGAUUUAUCAGGUUCUUGUGGCUGAACACUGUUCUGAUGAUUUAUAUGAAUUAUGUUCUAUGCUAUAAUUAAUCAGGCAGCUGUUUAUUAACCUGGACAUGAUGUCAAUUAUCCUUCUAAUCUCUGUAAAUCUGUAGCAGAAAAUAACAGAUCAGUUUCUCUAAGGUAUGACUGGAGGCAUUGGUGAGGAACAAGCAAAGUGGGCAUUUGCUAUCUCAGGGGUAACAGAGGUAGAUCUGCCUUUUGUCCGUCUUCCUUUCUUUCUGAAGCCUGUAUCCUGAAGUCCUUUCACCCCAAAAAAGCUGCAGUGAUCCAUCGACCACUUGAAAAGAGAUUUUUAUGUGUAUAUUUGGCAACUAGAUGAAAACUUGGGAGAGAUGAAACUACACUGUGGUAUUUAAAACUAUCUUGAUAAGACUCACUGGGAGUUUCUCACAGUUAGAGAGAACAGAAUCACCUCUGGUGGUAACCAAGUUGGAACUACUCCUUGUAGAACAAGGCACUGUGACCUGGACUAAUGCACAUCUCCUGGGCUGCGUUUUCCCUUGUUUGGAAAAAUAUUUAAUUUUCCACAUCAGAAACUCAUUUGUGUAGUAGCCCACUCAAGUCCUAUUAAAAUCCUUUUCUACUAAGGGCUGAGUACCUCUGAAAUCAGUCAAGUGCCAAAGCUGUUACAUCCCCUGGAUCACCACCAAUGGCUCACAAGGUAUGCUAAUAAAUUGAUUAUACUGUGA